AUGGCAAGAUUCCAGCAGCUCUACUGGAGUCACACACAGAAGCUAUGCCAGGGAUCUUGCUGUUUCAUGGUUUGCACUAUUCUGCAUGGUCUGAUUUGGCAAGAUGGACUGAAUAUGUGCCAUCAGUGUGGCUUUCAGUACAUGAAAGACAUAGGGUUUGUUAAGUUGGAUUAA
Messenger RNA from Mus pahari (shrew mouse), 174 nucleotides. RefSeq names its product 40S ribosomal protein S29-like. The transcript has a single exon. NCBI's taxonomy places the organism in Eukaryota, Metazoa, Chordata, Mammalia, Rodentia, Muridae. Gene Ontology annotation, cellular component: cytosolic small ribosomal subunit. Bases 1 to 174 code for a protein of 57 amino acids. The record is from RefSeq and is a predicted model, not a curated record. Gene Ontology annotation, molecular function: structural constituent of ribosome; zinc ion binding.